Messenger RNA from Mycena citricolor, 1035 nucleotides. NCBI's taxonomy places the organism in Eukaryota, Fungi, Basidiomycota, Agaricomycetes, Agaricales, Mycenaceae. The record is from the annotation of a GenBank genome assembly.
AUGAUCUUUGCCACAGAGAGUGCCCAUUUGGGACCGAGUGCGAUCAGAUAUUUCCAAUCGCAAAGUGCGUUGAUCACGCAAGGAAAACUGAGCGGUCAAAAGAUCGAAUUCAAGGCACUGAUGAUCAACGACGGAAAGCACGACCCUCUGAUUGGCUAUGGGUCCUAUAUCUCUUUUGCUUCGGAUGCCCCUGGAUACGGUCCUCUCCAGCCCACACCUGUGAUCAACAACAUGACACAAAGCUACAUGGAGACUGGCGGAUGCGCGGAUCAGCUCAAGCAAUGCUACCGUGCUGGAAACGGUACUGCAGCGGACAAGCUUUGUGCGACUGCGGAACAUUAUUGUACCCGUAAACUCUUUCGCCCCGCAGUGCAAGGUUAUAAUCCCGACUAUCUGCUAGAGAGCAGUUCGACAACAGUCAAGUUCCCUCCCUCAUAUUAUCUGAACUAUGUGACUUCGCCAAAAGUCAUGAAUGCCAUCGGGGCCAAUACCAAGUUCCACGGAUGUAAUCCGGCCGUCAAGAGAGCAUUCUCAGUUCAAGGAGAGCUCGGACGGACCGCUCUUCCCGAUCUCGCCGCUCUGGCAAAUGCUCGUUUUCCUAUACUGAUCUGGGUUGGAGAUGCGGAUAUCAAAGCGAACUGGCUCGGCGUGCAUGAUGCAAUGGUUUCUAUGAGCUGGUACGGUAAUCUAACGCUCAACAACACCGCCUUGACGAAUCUCACACUCGGCGGGUCGGCCGUUGCGGCUGUCAAAACGAUUGAUUCGUUCACUUUCGCCCGAGUGUACGGGGCAGGGCAUAAUUUGGCUGCUUACGUUCCCUCAACCGCGCUUUACUUCUUCAACCAGGUGGUGAAACUCGUUGGCACCUCAGGCUCAAAUGCCAAAACCAAGACGGGCUCGUCUUCGGCCGCCGCCGCGUCAUCGACUUCAGGAUCUUCGAUGAAUGCUUCUCCGAGCAAGUGGAUCACUGCCCAGCAAAUCAAUCAGAUCUUCCCAGCUUGGACAAUUAUCCUGGUGGCAUACUUGUACUACUGA